Molecule: messenger RNA, 387 nt
Organism: Helobdella robusta
Lineage: Eukaryota; Metazoa; Annelida; Clitellata; Rhynchobdellida; Glossiphoniidae
Exons: 1
Coding region: 1-387 (128 amino acids)
Source: RefSeq, a predicted model, not a curated record
AUGUUAAAUAAACUUGGUGGUUCGGAGUCAGAUUUGAAUGACAAAAUGCAGUCAUUAAAACAUGAUGUAAAGUCAACUUUUGCUUCGGUUGUUAGUCAAGAAGUCAAAAAGAACGUUGACGUUCUUAAUGCCGAAGUUAAAAAUGUACAUAAAACUUUGAUUGAAGCGUCCGAUGUGAAAGAUAGAGAAACAAAUAUAAUGUUAUUUCGACUGCCGGAAGGUGUCAACGAUAAAGAGCGAGUUUUCAAAAUUUUGAAUCAUUUAACGGAUGACGCCAUGUCUGAUAAAAAUGUUCUAAAAAUUGUGAGAUUGGGUAAAAAAACUGAUGGCACGUCGAGACCUUUGCUUAUCAUGUUGGACAAUAUCGCUGUUAAGAGCUCUGGUUGA